Sorghum bicolor (sorghum) is the source of this 1362-nucleotide messenger RNA. RefSeq names its product probable complex I intermediate-associated protein 30. Lineage: Eukaryota; Viridiplantae; Streptophyta; Magnoliopsida; Poales; Poaceae. The record is from RefSeq and is a predicted model, not a curated record. Gene Ontology annotation, cellular component: mitochondrion. The transcript is spliced from 8 exons. Bases 389 to 1078 code for a protein of 229 amino acids. Gene Ontology annotation, biological process: mitochondrial electron transport, NADH to ubiquinone; mitochondrial respiratory chain complex I assembly.
CCAAAUUCCCGAAACGCUAGCGGCGGCGGCGGGGUGGCGCAGCGGCGGUGACCGGGCGGCUGGUCGCUGUUUGCUGGGGCGGGGAUUGCGGGCGGCCGCUGGGGCAGGGCGUGGAGACGGCCGCUGCUGGCGUGCAGGUCGGGCAGUCGAGUACAGAGCGCUCAGCAAAGGGUGUCCGGCGGUCUGCCAUUCCGCCGAUUGGAGCAGAGCCAGUGAGCCAGUGCCGAUUGGAGCCUCCACAGCCGGCUGGGCGCUGGGCGGCACCGAGAGGCCAAGGCACCGGGAGAUUGGUGAUUGCAGCAGAGCCAGCCACCACUCCACCUGUUCUGUCCACCAGCACCACUGAAUUGAAUUUUAUCUGCUCCUGAAGUUGGCCUCCGUUACCUCCAUGUCGAGGCUGCGAGCUCUGUGGCAGGCUUCCUUUAACGCCACAAAGAGAGCUCUUGUAUGGAGUUCAGAUGAUCUAAUUCCACCAACUGAAAGAUAUAUCUUCAAUUUCAACUCAAAAGAUGAGCUGAAAAGGUGGCAUUUGUACUCAGAUUCAGAGUAUGGAGGUUUGUCUUCUGCAUCCUUGGAAAUAACUGAUGGCACUUCAGGUGGAGAUACUCCAUUAACUGGUGUGUUUUCUGGUAAUCUUUCUUUGGAUAUGUCCGAGGAAUCAACAUGGAGGAUCAGGCGCUAUGGAUUCUGUGGGAUGCGAUCAAAGAAGUUUGAUGGUUUCAUUGACCUUGAUGCAUAUGAUACAAUAGCAAUGAAGAUCAAAGGGGAUGGAAGAUGCUACAUAUCUACCAUAUACACGGAGAAUUGGGUGAAUUCACCCGGACAACAAGAAGACAACUCAUGGCAGGCUUUUGUGUACAUAUCCCAGGACAGAUGGCAAGUCUUGAAGAUCCCUCUUGAUCGCUAUUUACCCACAUGGAGAGGAAAUGUGAUUGAGGCAAAGUUGGAAAUGAACCCUGCUCGAAUCGUGGGGAUGUCUCUCUCUGUAAACGCAGAAGGCGGUGUUCCUGGUGCCAAGACUGGGCCUGGUGAUUUUAGGCUUGAGGUUGAUUGGAUCAAGGCGUUGAGAACACUCUGACCUCCACAAGCCAGUCUUUGCACUGCUUGAUUGAGUUUCACAUCGGCCUUUUCCUUCUCUUCUGCUUCAUCCCGCUCCUGCGCCGCUGAAAUUUUUAUCAGCCAACCAAAACCACAGGAGUAACCAUAGCACUGAUUGCCAACUCAUGUAUGCUCUUUUUGGUGUAUGAAAUAUUUUGUUUUGUACUAGUAGCGGCUUCUGCAGUUCGGCACCAAUGAAUAAUGGAUUUUUUUUACCUUUGAGGUUUAUGAAUAAAAAAGAAUGAUCGAAGAAUGGAGCAUUUA